This is a messenger RNA of Pogona vitticeps (central bearded dragon), 2615 nucleotides long. It is a transcript of the gene ETNPPL, whose product is annotated as ethanolamine-phosphate phospho-lyase. The record is from RefSeq and is a predicted model, not a curated record. Gene Ontology annotation, molecular function: pyridoxal phosphate binding; transaminase activity; ethanolamine-phosphate phospho-lyase activity. NCBI's taxonomy places the organism in Eukaryota, Metazoa, Chordata, Lepidosauria, Squamata, Agamidae. Gene Ontology annotation, cellular component: mitochondrion.
AGAUGGGUCCCGGCAGAUCGAGAUCCAAGUCUCUCCUGGCAGUCAGAAGAAGCGCCCAAGAGCCCGCAGGAUGGAGAUGUACACCAAGGCAGAGACCCUGGAGCUGCGGAGGAAGCACAUCGGACCUUCAUGCAAGGUGUUCUUUCCAAAGGACCCCAUUAAGAUUGUGAGAGCUCAGGGGCAGUAUAUGUUUGACGAGAAUGGAGAAAAAUACUUGGACUGCGUUAACAAUGUAGCACAUGUUGGACACUGCCAUCCAGACGUGAUCAAGGCUGCAGUGAAACAAAUGGAGCUCCUCAACACCAAUUCUCGAUUUCUGCAUGACAGUCUAGUCCAGUAUGCCAAACGCCUCACUGCUACCCUUCCAGAGCAGCUCUCCGUUUGCUAUUUUGUGAAUUCUGGGUCUGAAGCAAAUGAUCUUGCUUUGCGCCUGGCUCGGCAGUACAGUGGCCACCAAGAUGUGAUUACCCUUGACCAUGCUUAUCAUGGCCAUGUUACCUCCUUGAUUGACAUCAGUCCAUAUAAGUUUAAUCAACUGGGAAAAGAUAGCAAAAAAGAAUUUGUGCAUGUGGCUCCUUCACCAGAUACUUACAGAGGAAAGUACAGAGAGGACCAUCCUGAUCCAGGAAGUGCUUACGCAGAUGAUGUGACAAAGAUUAUUGAAGAAGCCCAUAAGAACGGCCGCAAGAUUGCUGCCUUUAUUGCUGAGUCCAUGCAGAGUUGCGGAGGCCAAGUAAUUCCACCUGCAGGCUAUUUCCAGAAAGUGGCAGAAUCCGUUCACAAAGCAGGUGGUGUUUUCAUAGCUGAUGAAGUCCAAGUUGGUUUUGGUCGUGUUGCAAAAUGUUUCUGGGGAUUCCAACUGCAAGGGGAAGACUUUGUGCCGGACAUUGUCACAAUGGGGAAGCCAAUCGGCAAUGGCCAUCCCAUGUCUUGUGUAGUAACAACAAGAGAGAUUGCUGAAGCUUUUGGUGCCUCUGGAUUGGAAUACUUCAACACUUUUGGUGGCAAUCCAGUAUCCUGUGCUAUUGGUCUGGCUGUUUUGGAUAUAAUAGAAAAAGAGGAUCUCCAAGGGAAUGCCUCACGUGUUGGAAACUACCUCGUUCAGCUGCUGAAAGAACAAAAGGAAAAGCAUCCACUGGUAGGAGAUGUUAGGGGUGUCGGCUUGUUUGUUGGGGUAGAUCUUGUGAAGGAUCGGCAAAAAAGGACACCUGCCACUGCUGAGGCCCAGCAUAUUAUCUACAAGCUGAAAGAACAAAGGAUUCUUCUGAGCGCAGAUGGACCUUAUAGAAACAUACUGAAAUUUAAACCACCGAUGUGUUUCAGCAUGGAAGAUGCAAAACACGUAGUCAAUCAAAUUGAUGAGAUUCUCACAGACUUAGAAGAAGUGACCACAAGCAAUAUUGGAAAUGGAUUACCUACAAGCACACACUGUAAACGAAAAACACCUACUGAUGGGAGCAACCAUGAAAGCAACAGCCAUAUCAACAGGAACAGAUGCCGGCAAGAAAAUGGGUUUUGCACUGAAGGACAUAAAGUGCCUUGCAAAAGGAUCCGGACAUGAAGCACAACUUUCUGACGAGGAACAAGAAUAUAUGAUUGGGCGUGUUUAAGGAUGAAUGGAUAUUUCCUAAAAUUAGAUAUGAUACUACUAAUAAUAUCUGGUGUAACUGUAUUCAUUUAACUAGUUUUAAAAUUAGAGCCUGCUUGCAUACAGCUAGCAUAGCUGCCAUUGUGUGAAUUACCUUACUCAGAUUUUGGCUGAGCUGUCAUUUCGUGUUUGAAAUUUCAGUAUUCAGUGUUGAGAGGUUAAUAAUUUCCCAUGUUUUAAUGGCUGACACAUUGCGCUGGCCAGCAUUCUGCUGAGGUAGUUCAUGCAAAUGCUGAAAUAAAAUAUUGUACAAUUAAAAUUUUAUCUUGUAGAAAUCACGUGCAAGUAUCAAGUCGAUUCCGAUUUGCCGUGACCCUCACAUGGUACAAAGUGCUUUGAAAUUGUUUCCCAAACCUUUCUUCUGGUGGCUGUCUGGGACUGUGUAGAUUGUCCAAGGCUGCACAGGUGAGAGGGCAUGUAACCACUUUGCCACCCAUGCUCUGGGAUAACAUUGGCUGGUUCCUUUCCUGGGCGUCACAGUGGGAAUUUGAACUCCUGGGUCCACAGUCAGGUGCUCCAACCCACUAAGCUACACCAGCACAUUUAAAAUAAACUAGAAUUUUAAAAUCUGAAUUCUUGUCAUGGAAUUCUUAAUUGGAGGCGAGGAAAGAGUAAAUAUAAUCCUCAAUAAUUCCCUGUCUUCUCAAAAGGAUUUCAGCUUUUUUUGUUGUUUAGGACAUACAUACCUCUUACUUCCACAUGGGGUUUCCUUCCACAGCUAUAGGGAUGUGAAAGGUGGUGAUCUUGUUUCACAUUGUUGAAGAAUUUGAUGAUUCGCUGUAUAAUAUGACUGAACUUUGCUGUCUUUUUAAGGACUGAAACUGUAAACUACUGGUGUAUUUAGUUCUUUCUAGUUCUGUAUAUAUGUUUUGUCUUUGCUCUUAUCAGCAUUCUUUAUGAACUCUGAUACAAUGCCAGUUUAUCAUUUUCCAGUGGUCAUUGUGCAUUCUGGAGAAUAAAGCUAUUU